This is a messenger RNA of Drosophila bipectinata, 968 nucleotides long. RefSeq names its product lectizyme. Gene Ontology annotation, biological process: proteolysis. Gene Ontology annotation, molecular function: serine-type endopeptidase activity. The record is from RefSeq and is a predicted model, not a curated record. NCBI's taxonomy places the organism in Eukaryota, Metazoa, Arthropoda, Insecta, Diptera, Drosophilidae.
GACUGUGAGGAGCAUAGCACUUCCUGCACUUAAACAGAAUGAAGCUGAUCGCCGUGACCCUGCUCGUUGCCCUGGUGGCCGCCGCCCAAGCCGGACGGAUCACCGACCAGCUGGUCAAGCUUGUCCCAAGCUUUGCCACCGGAUUCGUGAUCAAUGGCACUGAGGCCGAGCCCCACUCCGCUCCCUACAUCGUGUCCCUGGCCACCAACUACGAGAAGCACUCGCACAUCUGCGGCGGCACCAUCAUCGCCCACGACUGGAUCCUGACUGCUGCCCACUGCAUCUCCAAGGCCGAGGGCAUGAGCGUCAUCGCCGGCCUGCACACCCGCGCCGAGGUGGACGAACUCACCCAGCACCGUCAGGUCGACUUUGGCCGCGUUCACGAGAAGUACACCGGUGGUGUGGGUCCCUACGACAUUGCAAUCCUGCACGUCAGCGAGCCCUUCGUCUUCAACGACAACGUCUCCCCCGCCACUCUGCCCAGCCGCGAUCAGGUCCAUGAGGGUGAGAGCCACCUGUACGGAUGGGGACAGCCCAAGUCGUACGUCUUCACCGCCGCCAAGACCCUCCAGACCAUGACCACCGACAUUGUCAACUACGUGGACUGCAAGGCUGCCCUUCCCGAGGACGCUCCCUUGGCCGACACCAACAUUUGCUCCUCCUCCCACCAGCAGAGCAAGUCUGCCUGCAACGGUGACUCUGGCGGUCCCCUGGUCGUUGAGUUCGAGGAUGCUGCUUCCGAGCUGAUCGGUAUCGUCUCCUGGGGCUACAUUCCCUGCGGACUGGCCCAGCUGCCCUCUGUCUACACCCGUGUGGCUUCCUACGUUGACUGGGUUGCCGACAUCCAGAGCGCCUACUACCGUCUCUACUAAGCUGGAGGAGUGGAUCUGUAGUGAUCUAGUGGCGGGUGGCCAUCACUUUGGAUCAUAGCUAUGAUCGAUUGUUGAAUAAAUGCAUCCGACUAUAAA